AUGUCGCAGAUAACGCUGCUCUCGAACACAUUCGUCGAUGACCAGUCCGCCAAGAUCCGCGCGAAGGAGGUGCCCUGGCCCGGCUACCAACGCGCGGGCCUAAUAACGCCCGACGAGCUCGCGCUCAUCAAACGCGUCGAGCGCCAAUCGCGCGCCAAGACCGAGGGCAUAUUGCUGAGCGACGGGCCGGCCUACGCGCUGCUGUACCUCCGGCUGCUGAAGAAGCUGCAGCGGGUGGACACGAUGCAGUGGGUGCUCGUCAUGAUCGCCGAUGCGCUCACCGAUCACGACGAGCGGAUACCGCUGUUUACGCGUACGGCGGAGACGGACCCGGAGUUGCCGUAUACGCCUCUGCUCCGCGCAUUUGAAACGCAAGACGACUUCGUGCUCCUCAAAUCCGCGCAGAUCCUCACCGUCCUCCUCGGCUCAGAGCCGAACGCACUGGGCACAAACGUCCUCCUGCCCCUCCUGCACUCACUGUCCUCAUUCGUCCAAAGCCCAUCAUCCAACAAACGCGACGUCGCGGUCCAAUGCCUCGAGUCGCUGCUCCCGCGGCCGGAGGUGCGGCAGGCUGUGUGGGCUAAUCCCGGGAUCAUCUCCGGGCUCGUGGACAUCCUGAAGUCCAAGCCGGGCCCGCAGAUGAGCUACCAGGUCGGCUUCUGCUUCUGGCUGCUCUCGUUCGAGCAGAACAUCGCGCAGCAGAUCAACAAGAAGUUCGACAUCAUCCCGCUCUUCGUCGACGUCGCCAAGGCCGCAGUGAAGGAAAAAGUCAUCCGCGUUAUCAUCGCGACCUUCAGCAACCUCGUCAGCAAAGCCCCCACCUCCAACCUCCCCUCCCUCCUCACAUCCUCCGCCCUCCCCUUCCUCACCAACCUCUCAUCGCGCAAAUACACCGACCCCGACAUCCCCGCCGACCUGUCCUACCUCAUCGCGACCCUCACGUCCGCCUUCGACUCGCUCACGACGUGGGACCACUACACCUCCGAGCUCGAGUCGGGACACCUUUCGUGGAGCCCGGUGCACGAGAGCGAGGGGUUCUGGAAGGAGAAUGCCGUGCGGCUGGGCGAGGGGGACGGGCGCGCGCUGAGGAGGCUUGUGGGGUUGGUUAUGGAAGGACGUGAGAGUCUGGUGUUGGCGGUGGGGUGCCAUGAUUUGGGGCAGUAUGUUAAGUAUUAUCAGCCCGGCAAGAAGGUGUUGACGGAUCUGGGCGCAAAGACGCGCGUGAUGGAGCUUAUGGCGCAUGCCGAUGCCGACGUGCGGUAUCAGGCGCUUUUGGCCGUUCAGCAGCUCGUGAGCCACCCGUGGCAGGCAGUAUAA
This is a messenger RNA of Peniophora sp. CBMAI 1063, 1317 nucleotides long. The record is from the annotation of a GenBank genome assembly. NCBI's taxonomy places the organism in Eukaryota, Fungi, Basidiomycota, Agaricomycetes, Russulales, Peniophoraceae.